Molecule: messenger RNA, 1789 nt
Organism: Drosophila subobscura
Lineage: Eukaryota; Metazoa; Arthropoda; Insecta; Diptera; Drosophilidae
Gene: shakB
Product: innexin shaking-B
Exons: 6
Coding region: 602-1720 (372 amino acids)
Cellular component (GO): gap junction; plasma membrane
Molecular function (GO): gap junction channel activity
Source: RefSeq, a predicted model, not a curated record
AAAAGGAACACAAAAUUAAGCCAAUAUCGGGACCAAGCAGAAGGAAUUCUACAAAAGAAGGAAGCUGAACGGGUAGCAGGAAAAAGGAAACGGAGCGAAUCGGAUCCAAAGAUGCCCAGUUCUGUGACAGUGAAGCGCAUAACGAACACGUCUCCGACCGAACAUUGUCAGUUGCAGUUGCAGUACCAGUUCCAGCCCCAGUUGAAGUACCAGUUGCAGUACCAGCUCCACUACAGGUUCCGGCUCGAAUCAGACACAGCAGGAGCUGCCACUUUGGAUGCUAGUAGUGGAUCGAUAUUGUUGUCGAUAUCCAAAGCCACAGCGACACCGACCUCAGCUGAUGAGCCGAUAAUGGGCCUGCCGCGAAAGAGAAAGAAUACAAGCCAGAAACACAGUGCACAGCCAGUCGAUAGCAAGACGCAAACGGAAACGCAAACGAUAGCGACGAUAACAAACACGAUACUCUGAUAGCAAACUGAACUAUCGAAGCAAGAGCAGAGCAGCAAAGAAGCAGCAAAGGAAAAAGGCAAAGCAAGCGAGAGGAUAGGAUAGGAGUGGAGAGUGAGACCAAUCCGCGAUCGCUAGCCUGCCCCCACAAACCAUGUUAGAUAUAUUUCGUGGAUUGAAAAACCUUGUAAAGGUCAGUCACGUUAAAACCGAUUCGAUAGUAUUCCGCCUGCACUACUCAAUAUCUGUGAUGAUUCUGAUGUCAUUCUCGCUAAUUAUAACCACACGCCAGUAUGUGGGCAACCCCAUCGAUUGUGUACACACCAAAGAUAUUCCAGAGGAUGUGCUCAACACCUACUGCUGGAUCCAGUCAACGUAUACGCUCAAGAGCCUGUUCCUCAAAAAGCAGGGCAUCUCCGUGCCCUACCCGGGCAUUGGCAACUCCGAUGGCGAUGCGUCCGAUAAAAAGCAUUACAAAUACUAUCAGUGGGUGUGCUUUUGCCUAUUCUUUCAGGCAAUCUUAUUUUAUACACCAAGAUGGCUGUGGAAAUCUUGGGAAGGUGGCAAGAUUCAUGCGCUCAUCAUGGACUUAGACAUAGGCAUUUGUUCCGAAGCCGAGAAAAAACAAAAAAAGAAAUUACUUUUAGAUUAUUUGUGGGAAAAUUUAAGAUAUCACAAUUGGUGGGCGUACAGAUAUUACGUGUGUGAGCUGCUCGCCCUUAUAAAUGUGAUAGGUCAAAUGUUUCUUAUGAAUCGAUUUUUCGAUGGCGAAUUUAUGACAUUUGGCCUGGAUGUGAUAGAUUAUAUGGAGACCGAUCAAGAAGACCGCAUGGAUCCUAUGAUUUACAUUUUUCCCAGAAUGACCAAAUGUACAUUUUUUAAAUAUGGUUCAAGUGGGGAGGUGGAGAAACACGACGCCAUUUGCAUUUUACCAUUAAAUGUUGUUAAUGAGAAGAUUUACAUUUUCCUUUGGUUUUGGUUUAUCUUAUUAACGUUUCUCACAAUGUUAACGCUAAUAUACAGGGUGGUUAUUAUAUUCUCGCCUCGAAUGAGGGUCUACUUAUUUCGUAUGCGAUUUAGGUUAGUGCGUCGUGACGCUAUUGAAAUAAUCGUUCGUCGUUCGAAGAUGGGCGAUUGGUUUUUGUUGUAUUUACUAGGUGAAAACAUAGAUACAGUUAUAUUUCGUGAUGUUGUACAGGACUUAGCGAAUCGUUUAGGACAUAACCAACACCACAGGGUGCCUGGAUUGAAAGGUGAAAUACAGGAUGCAUGAUAUUGGGAGUAUUAGAAACAAUACAAAAUGCAAUUUGUCGUCUCCAACUGAAAACCAUCAAAAGUAACU